AUGAGUCUUGAAAUAAGACACAACGUAUCGUUUUAUGAUAUAUUACUACAAUAUCUUGUAAAGAUAACUGAAGUAAUCCCGAACAUGUUUAAACUCAUUGCUGCUACUGGAUUCAUAGCAGUUAUAUCUUAUAUGUAUUAUGUUCAUGCACACCGAUGUAAAAUAUUAACACGUGAAUCGAAACAAAAUUUAAUAGGAUUACAGGAAAUAAGAAAUUACAAUCGCUCGUUUAUUAGAGAUCAAAGUAUAAUUAGCCACAAAGAAAUGUUGAACAACUUAGAAAAUGCAGCUAACAAAUGCUGGGAUAGAUUCUAUGCAUUAGAAUGCAUUGAUAUAGUCGUUUAUUGUCCACAAUUAUUGAACAUAAAAUGUCCACUCACUGGUUUGACACCCUUUCACCGUAUUUGUUUUCAAGGUCAUACAUGUCUGAUAGCAUUCAUGUUAGCUAAGGGUGCUGAUCCUUCUAUUACCACAGUAAAAGGAGAAAAUGCUCUGUGUAUGGCUAUCUAUUAUUUUCUUAAUAAUCCAAUGCAAGAUGAUUUUUCAUGUCUUAAACUACUUAAAAGUGCAGGAUGUAAUUUUGGUUUAAAAGACCAAUGGUAUAAUAUCUUGCUACAAAAAGCAUUUACUAAUAAUGAUACAAAGUUAAUACAGUGGUUGAUUUUAAAUCAUGAAGAUCCAUUACAUAAAACCUCUAAAAGUAUUUCAAUGCCACCGAUAUUGAAAAAUUAUUAA
This is a messenger RNA of Colletes gigas, 735 nucleotides long. RefSeq lists its product as uncharacterized. The record is from RefSeq and is a predicted model, not a curated record. The coding region runs from base 1 to 735 and encodes 244 amino acids. The transcript is spliced from 5 exons. Gene Ontology annotation, molecular function: protein binding. NCBI's taxonomy places the organism in Eukaryota, Metazoa, Arthropoda, Insecta, Hymenoptera, Colletidae.